Molecule: messenger RNA, 1983 nt
Organism: Saccharomyces kudriavzevii IFO 1802
Lineage: Eukaryota; Fungi; Ascomycota; Saccharomycetes; Saccharomycetales; Saccharomycetaceae
Gene: RGD1
Product: GTPase-activating protein RGD1
Exons: 1
Coding region: 1-1983 (660 amino acids)
Biological process (GO): regulation of GTPase activity; signal transduction
Cellular component (GO): cytoplasm
Source: RefSeq, a predicted model, not a curated record
AUGGAAGAAACCGCGAGGAAAUCAGCUGAUACUGUAUUAAGUGCGAAAUCGUCGCAAGAUAGUGGUGCUGAUGAUUUGGCGCGUCUUUUCAAUACGCCAGAGAUCGAGAAGGUGCUAAAUUCCGAUGUGGCAAUUAAUGCUUUGUUGAGUCGUUUAAAGCAGUCGCUGUUGACCUGCGAAGAGUUUAUGAAAUUUAUUAGGAAGAAAUACGUGUUUGAAGAAGAACACGUCCAAGAACUAUCUAAACAGUACAAGCAUUUUUUCAACGUUGACGGUUCUACCAAUUCGUCUUUGAAAAAGAUGAUUCAUGAAGUGUUGGGAUUUGAUGGGAAGAUGGCCCAGGUGAAGCAAAGCUACAUCACUGCCUUACAGAAGAUGUACUCGGAGAUCAAUAGUCUCUUAUUAACAAUGACUAAACUGAGGAAAACAGUAAAGGAAAACAGCAAAAGGUUAGAAAAGGAUGUCUCUGAUGCUAUACAUAGCGCAGAAAAGGCUCAGUCUCGCUACAAUUCGUUAUGUCAGGAUUGGGACAAACUAAGAAUGACAGACCCUACAAAGACAAAGUUGACCCUGAGGGGUUCUAAGACCACGAAAGAGCAAGAAGAAGAAUUGUUAAGGAAAAUUGAUAAUGCCGAUCUGGAAUAUAAGCAAAAGGUAGACCAUUCUAACUCCCUAAGAAACACGUUUAUAACGAAGGAGAGACCGAGAAUUGUUCAAGAACUGAAAGAUUUAAUCUUGGAGGUCGACACAGCGAUGACCAUCCAAUUACAGAAAUACACGAUAUGGACAGAAAAUCUGGUUCUAAAUACAGGUGUUACAAUAAGCCCAUUAGACUCCACCAAGUCCAUGAAAUCAUUUGCCCGGUCUGUUUCGAACGAACGUGAUCUUUACAGUUUCUUGAACAAAUAUAAUCAAACUGGGAAACAUUCCCUAUUGAUUAACAAAAACUUGAUCCCUGUAUCUUAUAAAAAGCAUCCAUCAAUGAACCAUGGCCAGAAAACUAAGGGUCCUCCAAAAUUUGCCGUAGAUCCCUCCAGGAAUUCUAUCCCGAAAAGAAUGAUAUCUACCCACAAUGACUCACCAUUUUUGAGCAGUAAUAAUAAUGCCAAUGCCGCAAAUCCUAACAGUAUGACGCCGUCUUUUAAUACCAACAAACAACUGCCACCUACUAUGACCCCAUCCCUCUCGUCCGCUAACACCGCUAUGUCACCGUCUUCUUCCAUUAUAACAAGCGACACUACAUCAUCUAUAACAAAGACCUUGGACCCUGGCAACAAGAGUCCACAGAUCCCGGAAGAGCUAAUUAACUCUCUAGAUUCAGAUCGUCCAAUUUCUCAUAUUCAAACGAAUAACAAUAUGCCACCCGGUGUCCAAAAAAACUUUAAAACAUUUGGUGUGCCGCUAGAGUCACUGAUAGAAUUCGAGCAAGAUAUGGUUCCCGCGAUAGUGCGUCAGUGUAUCUACGUCAUCGAUAAAUUCGGUCUUGAUCAAGAAGGCAUCUAUAGAAAGUCAGCGAAUGUACUGGAUGUCAGUAAGAUAAAGGAAGAAAUCGAUAAGGAUCCUGCUAAUAUCUCUAUGAUCUUACCGUCAAAGCCGCAUUCAGACUCGGAUAUAUAUUUGGUAGGAUCAUUGCUAAAGACAUUUUUCGCAUCAUUGCCUGACAGUGUAUUACCAAAGGCAUUAUCUUCAGAGAUUAAAGUUUCUUUACAAAUUGAAGAUCCGACGACAAGAAAAAAUUACAUGCAUGGGCUAAUAUAUAAUCUGCCGGAUGCACAAUACUGGACGUUAAGGGCCCUGGUCUUUCAUUUGAAAAGAGUUUUAGCACAUGAAGCUCGAAAUAGAAUGAACUUAAGGGCCCUUUGUAUAAUUUGGGGCCCCACAAUCGCGCCUGCAAAUCUAGAUGAUGCUAAUGAUGUCAAUUUUCAAAUAAUGGCAAUGGAAGUGUUAUUGGAAGUUUCGGAUCAAGCUUUCGAACCUGAAUGA